This is a messenger RNA of Nicotiana tabacum (common tobacco), 984 nucleotides long. NCBI's taxonomy places the organism in Eukaryota, Viridiplantae, Streptophyta, Magnoliopsida, Solanales, Solanaceae. The record is from RefSeq and is a predicted model, not a curated record.
UAAGAAUAAAAUAGAGCUAAAUUUGUAAAAAUUUCCACACCAUCAAAAUGUCAAGACUAGAUCCUUUAGUAGUAUCUGGUGUAAUAGGAGAUGUAUUGGAUCCAUUUACAAGGUCCGUAGACUUUAAUGUGGUUUACAAUAAUAGGGUGCAGGUCUACAAUGGCUGUGGAUUGAGGCCUUCACAAAUUGUCAACCAACCCAGGGUUGACAUUGGANGAAAUCCUCUAUCCAUUUUUUGGAAGGUUAUGGUGGAUCCAGAUGCUCCAACCCCGAGCAACCCAAACCAGAGGGAGUAUCUCCACUGGCUGGUCACAGAUAUCCCAGCAACCACAGGAGCAAACUUUGGCAAUGAAAUUGUACGUUACGAGAGUCCACGACCUUCAUUGGGAAUUCAUCGCUAUAUUUUCGUGUUGUUUCGACAAUUGGAUCGAGAGGUUGUGAAUGUUGAUAUAAUUGAUUCUCGUCAGAAUUUUCACACUAGAGACUUUGCAAGGUUUCACAAUCUCAAUUUGCCUGUUGCUGCUGUUCACUUCAACUGCAAUAGGGAAGGUGGUACCAGUGGCCGUCGCCUAUAAAUAAGUUUAAUUUAUAUAUAUUGUCAGUAUACGAAAUUUUUACACUAUCUAGUCACAUUUAUGGUUUAAAAUUAUAAAUCUCAUAUUUUAAGAAAAUGGUAAUUUACCUUACACUGACGGUAUAUAUAAUUUAAACUCAAAAAAAAAUGUCUUUGUAAUAUGUCUCCUAAAAAAAAAAAUAAUGUCUUAGUAAUAUGUCUCCUCAAAAUUUACUGAAUUUUUAAUUUAUACAUGGAUGUCAACGUGAGGAAUUUACCUACUACAAAGUUACAUGCAAAAGUGUGGAUCCUCAUAUCUACUGUUAAAGGGGGCAUCUUAUUAUAGAAUUAUACUUUAAUUAUAUACUCCUUCCGUUUCAAUUUAUGUGAACUCAUUUGACUGUACACGGAGUUUAAGAAAAGCGAGAAGA